Messenger RNA from Sparassis crispa, 609 nucleotides. RefSeq lists its product as hypothetical. The transcript is spliced from 2 exons. Bases 1 to 609 code for a protein of 202 amino acids. NCBI's taxonomy places the organism in Eukaryota, Fungi, Basidiomycota, Agaricomycetes, Polyporales, Sparassidaceae. The record is from RefSeq and is a predicted model, not a curated record.
AUGGAGGAUGGUCACCAUGAUGCAGACAACCGUCUUCAGCAGAUUGAACAAGCUGAACAAGAAGCGGUAGGAGACACAUCCGAUGCUGAAGGCUCUGAACUUACAGAUAUCGAGACGGAGAAUGAGCGCCCGAAGAAGAAGCCGAAGAAGCAGUCCACCAGAAAAGCCAUAGAUGCCGCUCGCAAACAGAAUGCGAAGGAGACUAACAAGUGGAUGAAAGAGCCUGUUGUUGUUGAGUCAUCUGAGGAUGAGGGUACAGUCAAGAGAGAAGACGCCCGAGCGCAUGCUGGGAAGGCUGGUAGCUAUAAGGAAGCCAAAGCGCCUGCACAAAGGGAUAAGAAGGAUGCCGGCAACCUCUCCGGAAUGAUCAAGAACUGGGCAACAAAUGUACCCACUUGGAAUCUUCCUUUUAAGGCUCAUCCAUCAUCCACUUCUGGCACUUCACAGUCCCUUGCUGCCUCAUCCAAAACAGCCAGGACUCAGACGUCCAAUUCCACCAAGGUGUCGCAGACUGUCAAAAAGUUAGAAUCAAAAUCGGACAAGAUUAACUUCAUUGAAAUUGAAGUUGGCGGUGGGAUCUCCAGUGAUGACGACAAUGAACUUGAAUGA